UUCAGUUCUGUCACAUGGGGUAGUCGACUCAGUGAGUCAUUGUCAUCUGAUACUGUAAUAAAAGUGUUCAUCAUUUUUCUUUUUUUCCUCACAGGCUAGUGUUCUUGAUUUUCUCUUAACAAUGGAGUCCCGGCAGACUCCGGAUCGAACUAGUCGUAUGUUACACCAUUUUGAUGCUUAUAACACUGAGAUUAGCCACACAAGACACCUGUUGGACCUUCUCGGAGCACCUAACGACUCGAACCGUCGCCACAGAACUCAAACUCUCUCGUUAUCACUCGGCUCUUGCAUGCUCGGUUCAUCGUUUCCUGGGGCAGAAGAUACAGGUGAUGACUACCCUUUCAUAGGCCAUCCAACUACGUAUGUUAUAGGGAACUCGAGGUACCUAAUACCAGCUCAAUCCCUCUUAAACGAACUCGUCAAUGUCGGAUUCAAAAAUAUCGACGAAACACCAAAGCUUUCCUCCGAAUUCUUCAGAAGCAAGAUAGUACCAUCGCCCGAUAAACACGAACUUCACAUCACACUUACGAAGCUAAUUGGAUUACUUGAGGAGGUCGAAACACAAUACGAGAAAUAUAACAACCGAAUGGAACAAGUGGUUUCGUUAUUCGAAUCGAUUGUUGGUGUAGGAGCAGCAAGGUGUUACACUGCUUUGACAUUGCAAGCCAUGUGUAGACAUUUUGGCAAGCUUAGAGAUACCAUCUUGACUCGAAUAAAUUGCAUUAGAACGAAGGUUCGGCACGAUUUUAGGCAUAGUAACACAUUGUGUGUUCAAAGACAAGUAUGGAGACCUGUUAGAGGAUUGCCUCAAACCUCUGUUGCAAUACUUCGGUCUUGGCUAUUCCAGCACUUCCUUCACCCGUAUCCAACAGACUCUGUGAAGCUAAUGUUGUCAUCACAAACAGGGUUGACCAAGAACCAAGUAUCGAAUUGGUUUAUAAAUGCUCGAGUUCGGCUAUGGAAACCAAUGAUUGAAGAAAUAUACAAAGAGGAGUUUGCAGAUUCUCCACAACACGUCUCUCAUGAUCUUAUUGAGGGUUGAUUCAAGCAGUGGGAAAAAAAUUCUGAUCUUUCUCAUGAUAUGAUUUGAGACUUGGUUUUUGUUGAGGAAUCGACUCUUUCGAGAGUAUUUUUGAAGUGUCGUGUGUCGGGUAUUCAGCCAAUCCCUAAACAAUCAAAAGUAUUAUUCCUUGAUGUGGGGUUUUGUCUCCUUACUGUGCCGAGAGUCAAUAUUCCAUGAGCAGCUGUCUAGUGGGCCUGAUUCACAGAGUUAAAGCAUCUCAGUUGGUAGACUUGCAAGACUCAAGGUCUAAAGGAGAGGUGUUAGUAUAGGACGUAUAAUAAUUAAAAUUCAGUUGGGUGUACGGAGAGUUGAACCACCAAUUUGAGGCAUAUAAGCCACUUACCUGCAAUUGUGAUACCAUUUGAGUUAAGUGUCUUCUAGGCCUUAGGUUGGUGUUUGAGUCCUCGUGUAUGCAAGUGAGCUUUAAUUAUUACACAUCUUGCUAACAUAUCUUCUUUAAGUUUUGUAAGUACACAAAUCAAUGCACUCCCAACUUUGCGUA
Molecule: messenger RNA, 1565 nt
Organism: Gossypium raimondii (Peruvian cotton)
Lineage: Eukaryota; Viridiplantae; Streptophyta; Magnoliopsida; Malvales; Malvaceae
Product: BEL1-like homeodomain protein 11
Exons: 4
Coding region: 122-1042 (306 amino acids)
Biological process (GO): regulation of transcription by RNA polymerase II
Molecular function (GO): DNA-binding transcription factor activity, RNA polymerase II-specific; RNA polymerase II cis-regulatory region sequence-specific DNA binding
Source: RefSeq, a predicted model, not a curated record